Entelurus aequoreus (snake pipefish) is the source of this 9281-nucleotide messenger RNA. RefSeq names its product tumor protein p53-inducible protein 11-like. Lineage: Eukaryota; Metazoa; Chordata; Actinopteri; Syngnathiformes; Syngnathidae. The record is from RefSeq and is a predicted model, not a curated record. Bases 239 to 808 code for a protein of 189 amino acids. The transcript has 8 exons.
GUCGUGCGCUUUUACAUGGGCCACGGUAAGCGGCAGCUCGUGCAUGGUGUGGCGUUGAGUGAAAGCUCGGCGCGCGGCGAUGUUUCUCCUCACUGUGGGUCUGUUCUAAAGGGGGCUACUCUUUUCCUUCCACGGAACUCUGGCUUCUCAUCGUCUUCCCAGCUGAAAUUUGUGAGAAGGAGGUAACAGCUGCAUCAUCACUUCAUAUCCCACACAAGCUUCAGUCAGCGUCAGAACCAUGGCUUCUAAACCACACCCUCCUCUGAUGAAGAAACACAGUCAGACGGAUUUGAUAAGCCGCCUGAAGAGCCGGAAGAUUCUUGGAGUUGGCGGAGAAGAUGACGAUGGUGAAGUUCACCGAUCCAAGAUCAGUCAGAUGCUCGGGAAUGAGAUGAAGUUUGCGGUUCGAGAGCCAAUCGGGCUGAGGAUGUGGCUGCUCAUCUCAGCUGUGGGUUUCACUGUGGUCGCCUUAAUGGCCCUGAUGUUUCCUAACCAGCUUUAUGAGGUUGUGUUUGAGGAGGAGCUCUCCACAACAAGUCUCUCUGUCCGGCUCUAUGGAGGAGCACUGUUAAGUUUGGCCCUCAUCCUGUGGAAUGGUCUCUACACAGCAGAGAAGAUUGUCAUCCAGUGGACUCUUUUGAGUGAAGCUUGCUACUUUGCAAUCCAAUUUCUUGUGACAUCCAUCACCUUAAUAGAGAUUGGCAUGCUGCCCCAUGCUGCCAUGCUGCUGCUCCUCAGCCGAGUACUCUUCCUGGUGGUCACCAUGGCGUACUACUACCACCUGGGUCGCAAGCCCAAGAAGGUCUGAGCUUGACUGCAGCGGUUUUUUUGUUCCCCCCCCCCCCACAAGGAGAGGACAGCCGAGCACCGAUCACAAAGCUGCGGCAAGAAGGUUUGGAUUGUUGUUUGAAUUGGAGCUGGGAGCGUUAUUUUUGCCAGUGGAUGCACGCUCCACCCCUCCAUCCACGGGACCUAGCUUAGUAUCACCCUGCCAAUAGAACUUUACAGACUCUAUACGGAAACUCAAGACCUCAUGGUAUGAAUGAUGUUGUGAGGUCCGACACAAAUCCCGCGUUUUGAGUGCUGUUGUUGUAAAAAAAUUCUAUGAUAUUGUAUUGUUGUGUUCCUUUGUUUCAGGUAUGUACUGUACACAGACGUCUCUCACGCUGUUGUACACAGGCCGAACAUUUGGACACACCUUUUUAUUCACAACACCACCGAUGGUCCCAACCCCAUUGAUAAAGCCAGACAUUCCACCAAUCAACCCUGAUAAGGCACACCUGUGAAGUGAAAACCAUUUCAGGUGACUACCUCUUGAAGCUCAUGGAGAGAAUGCCAAGAGUGUGCAAAGCAGUAAUCAGAGCAAAGGGGGGCUACUUUGAAGAAACUAGAAUAUGAAACAAGGUUGAUUGGCAACACUAAAUUGGCCCUAGUGUGUGAAUGUUGUCUGUCUAUAUAUGUUGGCCCUGCGUUGAGGUGGCAACUUGUCCAGGGUGUACACCGCCUUCCGCCCGAAUGCAGCUGAGAUAGGCUCCAGCACCCCCCGCGACCCGGAAAGGGACAAGCGGUAGAAAAUGGAUGGAUGGAUAGAAUAUAAAACAUGUUUUCAGUUAUUUCACCUUGUUUUGUUAACUCCACAUGUGUUCAUUCAUAGUUUUGAUGUGACAAUCUACAAUGUAAAUAGUCAAGAAAAUAAAGAAAACACAUUGAAUGAGGAGAAGGUGUGUCCAAACGUUUGGCCUGUACUGUACAUUUACAUUUGUAAACGCUACAUCUUGACACCGCCUCACAUGCACUUAAGGACCAAGAGUGUGUGCUGUAAUUUUAUUGUGGCGUGUAUUUAUGUUUGCCAAAGCCAACUGGUUAGCACACUGGAGGUUAUAGCAUACAAAUAAGUGACAAGUGUUUAAUGUUGAUGUCUUUCAAAAAUAGCACAUUUAAAGGCCUACUGAUUUUUUAUUUAAACGGGUAUAGCAGAUCUAUUCUAUGUGUCAUACUUGAUCAUUUCGCGAUAUUGCCAUAUUUUUGCUGAAAGGAUUUAGUAUAGAACAACGACGAUAAAGAUCGCAACUUUUGGUAUCUGAUAAAAAAAAAAAGGCUUGCACCUACCGGAAGUAGCGUGACGUAGUCGGGUGAACAUAUACGCAAAGUUCUCUAUUGUUUACAAUGAUGGCCGCAUGAAGUGAGAGAGAUUCGGACCGAGAAAGCGACAAUUUCCCCAUUAAUUUGAGCGAGGAUGAAAGAUUUGUGGAUGAGUAAAGUGCAAGUGAAGGACUAGUGGGGAGUUGAAGCUAUUCAGAUAGGGAAGAUGCUGUGAGAGCCGGGGGUGACCUGAUAUUCAGCUGGGAAUGACUACAACAGUAAAUAAACACAAGACAUAUAUAUACUCUAUUAGCCACAACACAACCAGGCUUAUAUUUAAUAUGCCACAAAUUAAUCCCGCAUAAAAACACCUAGGUGUUUGUUAUGCUAGCUACUAGCUCGAGCUAGUUAUAGCUCGAGCGGGUUAUAUGUCCAUAUGAGCGGGUUAUAUGUCCAUAGAACACGCCAAUACAAUUCAAACACCUGAUCAACACACACAAUCACUCAGCCCAAAGGACCGUUCACCUAACCCAAGGUUCAUAAAGCUUAUAUAUUUUUAAAAAGUUACGUACGUGACGCGCACGUACUGGCAAGCGAUCAAAUGUUUGGAAGCGCGUGGGUGGGACCUGAUAUUCAGCUGGGAAUGACUACAACAGUAAAUAAACACAAGACAUAAAAAUACUCUAUUAGCCACAACACCACCAGGCUUAUAUUUAAUAUGCCACAAAUUAAACCCGCAUAAAAACACCUAGGUGUUUGUUAUGCUAGCUCCUAGCUCCUAGCUACUAGCUCGAGCUAGUUAUAGCAAGCGAUCAAAUGUUUGGAAGCGUACUCACGGUAUCGCGUCUGCGUCUGUGUAUCCAAAUCAAAGUCCUCCUGGUAAGAGUCUCGGUUGUCCGAGUUCUUCGAUCUUGACUGCAUCUUUCGGGAAUGUAAACAAUGAAACACCGACUGUGUUGUGUUACUGACUUCCCUCGCAAAAUACUCCGCUUCGCACCGACAACUUUCUUCUUUGCUUGCUCAGCUUCUUUUUCCACAAUGCAAUGAACCUAAUUGCAACAGAUUCACCAACACAGAUGUCCAGAAUACUGUGGAAUAAUGAGAUGAAAACAGAGCUAUUUGGUAUUGGCUUCAAUGGGGGAGCCAUACCUCUGUUUCACCGGCUACGUCACGCGCAUACGGCAUCCUCCAAAGGAAUUUUCAAGCGGAAGUUUAGCGGGAAAUUUAAAAUGUCACUUUAUAAGUUAACCCGGCCGUAUUGGCAUGUGUUGCAAUGUUAAGAUUUCAUCAUUGAUAUAUAAACUAUCAGACUGCGUGGUCGCUAGUAGUGGCUUUCAGUAGGCCUUUAAACUGCCCAACAAUUUUCAUUCCAUGUAUUAUUCAAUGCAACCAAAGCGAACGCUCGAUGUUUUGUACAGUAUUUUGUUUUUCAGCAUGGUAGUUUUGGCCUUCAGUGGUAAAAGCCGGUCCUCGUUUUGCGCGAACACAACUAUACUGGUUCUUUAUGAGUGAUGUUGCAGUUUUUCUAUAACGCCAUGUGUGUCGUCUUGCCUUAACAAAAGUUUCUAACAGUCGCCAACACUGCAUAUUGAUGCUUUUAGGAUGUUCAUAAAAGUGCACAUGGUGUUCUUGCGCACAAGGUGUUCAGUAUUAGGUCAAGCGGGUUUUUUUUCUCCAGUGUGAUUUUGUACCUACUUAAGCAACUCUUUCGUGUUUUAAUGUCAUGCAUGUACAAAACUCAAAACCAGUGAAGUUGGCACAUUGUGUAAAUGGUAAAUAAUAACAGAAUACAAUGAUUGGCAAAUCCUCUUCAACUUAUAUUCAAUUGAAUAGACUGCAAAGACAAGAUAUUUAAUGAGUUAGGGUUAGGGUUUACCCUUAACCUUAUUUUUUGGGGGCAAAUAAUCAUUAACUUAGAAUUUAAUGGCAGCAACACAUUGCAAAAAAGUUGUCACAGGGGCAUGUUCACCACUGUGUUACAUGGCCUUUCCUUUUAACAACACUCAGUAAAUGUUUGGAAACUGAGGAGAUCAAUUUUUGAAGCUUCUCAGGUGGAAUUCUUUCCCAUUCUUGCUUGAUUUACAGCUUAAGUUGUUCAACAGUCCGGGGGUCUCCCUUCUGCUAUUUUAGGCUUCGUAUUGCACCACACAUUUUCAAUGGGAGACAUGUCUGGACUACAAGCAGGCCAGUCUAGUACCCACACUCUUUUAAUCUUUUUUUUUUAAUGAAGCCACGCUGUUGUAACACGUGGCUUGGCAUUGUCUUGCUAAAAUAAGCAGGGGCGUCCAUGGUAACGUUGCUUGGAUGGCAACAUAUGUUGCUCCAAAAGCUGUAUGUACCUUUCAGCAUUAAUGGUGCCUUCACAGAUGUGUAAGUUACCCAUGUCUUGGGCACUAAUACACCCCCAUACCAUCACACAUGCUGGCUUUUACACUUUGCACCUAUAACAAUCCGGAUGGUUCUUUUCCUCUUUGGUCCGGAGGACACGACGUCCACAGUUUCCAAAAACAAUUUGAAAUGAACAGUUUUCCACUUUGCAUCAGUCCAUUUUAAAUGAGCUCGGGCCCAGGGAAACCGGCAGCGUUUUCGGGUGUUGUUGAUAAAUGGCUUUGGCUUUGCAUAAUAGAGUUUUAACUUGCACUUACAGAUGUAGCGACAAACUGUAGUUACUGACAGUGCUUUUCUGAAGUAUUCCUGAGCCCAUGUGGUGAUAUCCUUUACACACUGAUGUCGCUUUUUGAUGCAGUGCCACCCGAGGGGUCCGUAAUAUCAUCGCUUACGUCAGUUGCAAUGUUGACACAAAGCUGCCAUGCAGGCUGUUUAUUUUUUUCUUUUGUCUUUCUUUAUUUUUUGCCAUUGCUCAAAAAGAAAAUAAUGACAAAAAAAUCCAAGUUAUAAUGAAUUAUUUUCAAGGCUCCAAUUACUUCAAAUAUUUCACUUGAAAAUGUUUUAUGUGGUAAAUAUUGCAUAUAUUGUGUGGUUGCCAUAUAAAAACAUUGUUUUCUUUGACAAAAGUGCAUAAAACAAACAAAAUAAUAGUUCAAACGUAAAAUGGACAGAUAUGUCUGAAGUUGAUCUCGUAAGUUAAGUGUUGAAAGUAAAAAAUUAAAAAAAACUAAUAAAAAUGUAUCACUUUGAGUGGGGCACCUUUUUGGAUCCCAAAUAUAUUUAGUGGUAUUUUAUUUAUCUUUUUACUGUAAUUACUCAAAAAUAUUAAAUAAUUAAAAUCAAUGGUGUCCUGCAUUAUUGAUCUUUUAGGGCUCUAAUUACUAAAUACUGCAUAUUUCAGUUGUACUAUAAAAAAAACAAAGUUGUUUUUGACUGAAAAGCCAUAAAAAAAUGUUUUUUUAAAGUUGAUAUAGAGAUUUACUGUAAGCGUUAAAUAAAAAAUAAUAAUACAAAUUAGACUUAUUUUUAUUUCUCUUCACCUUUUGAUGAUAUUACAGACCGUAGAUGGUGAAAUCCCUGAAUUCCUUGCGAGAGCUCGUUGAGAAAUGUUGUUCUUAAACUGUUGGUUCAUCACAAAGUGGUGACCCUCGCCCCAUCCUUGUUUGUGGAUGACUGAGCAUUCCAUGAAAGCUGCUUGUAUACCCAAUCAUGGCACCCACCUGUUCCCAAUUAGCCUGUUCACCUGUGGGAUGUUCCAAAUAAGUGUUUGAUGAGCAUUCCUCAACUUUCUCAGUCUUUUUUGCCACUUGUGCCAGCUUUUUUGAAACACGUCGCAGGCAUCAAAUUCCAAAUGAGCUAAUAUUGUAAAAAAUAACAAAGCUUACCAGUUCGAACGUUAAAUAUCUCGUCUUUGCAGCCUAUUCAAUUGAAUAUAAGUUGAAAAGGAUUUGCAAAUCAUUGCAUUCUGUUUUUAUUUACCAUUUUCACAACGUGACAACUUCACUGCUUUUGGGUUUUGUAAUAAUUCAGCAGUGCAGAAAUAGCGGAGUGUGUGUAGCAACGCAUGAACCCACCAGACGGAUACGAGCAUCUAAAGACGAGUACAAUUGGAUCACUCCUACGACAGGAAAUAGGUGGUUGUCAGUUUGGCGUCACUGGGAAACAUCUGGUACAAUUCUACCUCCCAUUUUGAACUCUUGUCAGCUUGUACUUUUCCUUGUGCAAAUAGAAGUCCAGCACCGUGCACUGGGCCUCCUCCAAAGGUGGUCCCAGAGUCCCGCCCCACAUGGGAGUAGUCCUGAGGUCUGAGUGAUUGCUGGGUUGGCAGCGGCGAGUCGUGCUUGUUACUUGGGUGAGUCUUCACUUCACACAGGGAACACAUGGGUGAGGUCUGAUGCUCUGGCGUAAAGUAGUGUUUAUCAUGUUUAAUUACACGCGGCUCUCCCCAGUGGCACACUGCUACUGCUGCUAGCAUGCUAAUUAUUGGCCAUUCCAUUUCCCCGGCUACGCGAGAGGCCUCAAAUCAUCGACCUUUUGAAAUGCUCAAAGAUCUGUGAAGCUGAUUUAUUUUUGGACAUAUCUGCAGAGUAUUCACAGCGCUUCACUUUUUCCACAUUUCAUGUUAAAGGCCUACUGAAAUGACGUUUUUUUAAUUUAAACGGGGAUAGCAGAUCCAUUCUAUGUGUCAUACUUGAUCAUUUCGCGAUAUUGCCAUAUUUUUGCUGAAAGGAUUUAGUAGAGAACGACGACGAUAAAGUUUGCAACUUUUGGUCUCUGAUAAAAAAAAAGCCUUGCCUGUACCGGAAGUAGCGUGACGACACAGGUUGAAAGGCUGCUCACAUUUCCCCGUUGUUUACACCAGCAGCGAGAGAGAUUCGGACCGAGAAAGCGAUGAUUACCCCAUUAAUUUGAGCCAGGAUGAAAGAUUCGUGGAUGAGGAACGUGAGAGUGAAGGACUAGAGUGCAGUGCAGGACGCAUCUUUUUUCACUCAGACCGUAACUUAGGUACAAGCUGGCUCAUUGGAUUCCACACUCUCUCCUUUUUUUAUUGUGGAUCACGGACUUGUAUUUUAAACCACCUGGGAUACUAUAUCCUCUUGAAAAUGAGAGUCGAGAACGCAAAAUGGACAUUCACAGUGACUUUUAUCUCCACGACAAUACAUCGGCGAAGCUCUUUAGCUACUGAGCUAACGUGAUAGCAUCUUUACUGCAUAUAGAAACAAAACAAAUAAGUCCCUGACUGGAAGGAUAGACAGAAGAUCAACAAUACUACCAAACUCUGGACAUGUAAAUACACGGUUAAUGCUUUCCAGCUUGGCGAAGCUUAGCAAUGCUGUUGCUAACGACGCCAUUAAAGCUAACUUAGCUACGGAACCUCGACAGAGCUAUGCUAAAAACAUUAGCUCUGCACCUACGCCAGCUCUCAUCUGCUCAUCACGACCCGUGCUCACCUAAGUUCCAGCGAUCGACGGUACGACGAAGGACUUCACCCGAUCACCGUUGCGGUUGGCGGCCCGGAGACGGAGGAAGUCAAGGUGAGGUCGUUCGGCUAGCGCGUCUGCUAUCCUCAAAGUCCUCCUGGUUGUGUUGCUGUAGUCCGCCGCUAAUACACCGAUCGCACCUACAGCUUUCUCCAUUGUUCAUUAAACAAAUUGCAAAAGAUUCACCAACACAGAUGUCCAGAAUACUGUGGAAUUAUGAAAUGAAAACAGAGCUUUUUGUAUUGGAUUCAAUGUGUCCCAAUACUUCCGUAUCAACCGUUGACGUCACGCGCAUACGUCAUCAUACAUAGACGUUUUCAAGCGGAAGUGUGGCGGGAAAUUUAAAAUGUCACUUUGUAAGUUAACCCGGCCGUAUUGGCAUGUGUUGCAAUGUUAAGAUUUCAUCAUUGAUAUAUAAACUAUCAGACUGCGUGGUCGCUAGUAGUGGCUUUCAGUAGGCCUUUAAAGCCUGAAAUAAUUUUGUCCACAACAUUCUACACACCCCAUAAUGAAAAUGUGAAAAAAAUGUUUUAUUUAUUUUGAAAAUGUAUCAAAAAAUCCCAUGCAGAGCCUUUGCUCAAUACUUUGUUGAUGCACCUUUGGCCGCCUUUUUGAAUGCGAUGCCACAAGCUUGGCACACCCAUCUUUGGGCAGUUUCUCUCAUUCCUCUUUACAGCACCUCCCAAGCUCCAUCCAUCAGGUUGGAUGGGAAGCGUUGAUUUUCAUCCAGGAUGUGUCUGUACAUUCAUCUUUCCCUCUAUCCUAUUUACUGUCAGUGGAAACCCAUCCCCACACCAUGAUGCUGCCAGCACCAUGCUUUACUGUAGGGAUGGUAUUGGCCUGGUGAUGAGCGGUGCCUGGUUUCCUUCAAUAAUGAUGCCUGGCAUUCACGCCAAAGACUUCAAUCUUGGACCAUGAGAAACAAAAUGAUAUGGUCUGAUGAGACGUGCAGAAGCAUUACAAAAAAAAUGGCUUCCAUUUGGUCACUGAACCAUCCAGGCCUGAUUGGUAGAUUGCUGCAGAGAUGGUUGUCCUUCCGGAUAGAGGAAUGCUGUAGUUCUGCCAGAGUGACCGUCUGGUUCUUGGUCACCUCCCUGACCAGACUAAGAUGAAUGCAGCAAUGUACAGAGACAUCCUGGAUAAAAAACCAACUCCUCCAAUCCAACCUGAUGGAGCUUGAGAGGUGCUGCAAAGAGGAAUGGGCUAAAAGAUAGGUGUGCCAAGCUUGUGGCAUCGUAUUCGAAAAGACUCGAGGCUGAUAUUGCUGCCAAAGGUGCAUCAACAAAGUAUUGAGCAAAGGCUCUGCAUAUUUAUGUACUUUUUUAGUUGUUUAGUUUGAAUAAGACUGCAAAAUUGAAAAAAAACUAUUCACAUUGUGUGUAUGAUUUUGACGACAAAAAUGAAUUAAAUUAAAGGCCUACUGAAUGAUUUUUAUUUAUUUAAACGGGGAUAGCAGAUCCAUUCUAUGUGUCAUACUUGAUCAUUUCGCGAUAUUGCCAUAUUUUUGCUGAAAGGAUUUAGUAGAGAAAAUCGACGAUAAAGUUCGCAACUUUUGCUGGCUGAUUAAAAAAAAGCCUUGCCUGUAGCGGAAGUAGCGUGACGUCACAGGAGCUAGUAUUCCUCACAAUUCCUCGUUGUUUACAAUGGAGCGAGAGAGAUUCGGACCGAGAAAGUGAUGAUUACCCCAUUAAUUUGAGCGAGGAUGAAAGAUUCGUAGAUGAGGAACGUUACAGUGAAGGACUUGAGAGGCAGUGAUGGACGUAUCUUUUUUCGCUCUGAGCGUAACUUAGGUACAAGCUGGCUCAUUGGAUUCCACACUCUCUCCUUUUU